UCACACUCUUGGCUCACAUUCCACCCAGGAAUCUCAAAUCACAGGUUCUGUUUCCCCCAUGACUGACAACAUCAAUACGGUCACAACUCCAACAUCUCCCUUCAAACCGAGUGGGCCCUCACCCUCAGGAACGUUUCUUCAGGACACAUCAGCCAAAAGUGAAGGAACAACCUUCACCACAGCACAGCCCACGGAUAUAAUGUACAAAACCCAGGUGACAAGAGAACUGCUGGCAACACCAACCAGACCUGACACCACCCUGGGAACCUCAGCAGACACAGCCCAUUCCAUAGCAAACGCCACUCCUCAAGUCACCUCCCUAUUCUCCACAUCAGGGGGGCCAGCAGGACAAUCAGCAGCCCCUUCUACCAGAACCUCCCCUGAAGCAACGUCAGCCUUUUUCCAAACCCACCAAACUCAGAGCAUAGAGGCCACUGGACAACCUGAUGCCAACAAACCAGCCUCCUCAGUGACACACACCUCCUUGCAGGGCACGAGUACCUCUUCUUCAUCUACCACAAAUAGCCCAACAGCUUCAGGGAGUGCUCCAGAAAUAGCCACUCCAGGUAAGGUCACAGUCUUCUCACCAACUCCCUCCAGUGACAGCCACAGAACUCAGUUAACAACCAAAUCCUUGUCUACUGUUCCCCGUCUUGUCAUUACCUCAGGAACAAUGGGAAAUGUGUCCAACCUUGUCACCAGCACCAUUUUGCCCACCGUCUCUGAGGUCUCUACAACAGGUGGACCAACAGAACAGUCAACCCCAACCUCCUUCAGCUCCUCUCCUCGGGAAACAUCAGCCAUUUCCCACAUGGCUCAGACUACAAGGAAUAUAACAACCAGAGGUUCUGAAAUUUUCACUUCAGUCUCUCAGGUGACUGACACCUUCUCAACAGUCACAUCUUCACCUCCUUCACCAACAUCAAAGGGACACACGUCUCCACAAACCAUAGCCCCCACCCUAUUUCCUUCGGACACUAGCACCACGUUUUUCUCAACCCCAGUUAGCAACGGCCACACGAUUCAGACAUCAAUACAAACAUUGGCAGUGGGGGCAGCUGCUGGGCCAACCACAGUCAUUUCAACCACCCUGAGUGAUGUGACCUCAAGUUCUCCUCCCACAAAUUUGUCCACAAGUGGAGAAGUUCUAGCAACAAGCUCAAGCUCAGUCAUCCAUGAAAACAUCACUGCAGCGAUCUUUCCUCCAAUAGGUGGUCCUCGCAAUGACUCCACAAAACCCACACAAGCAUCCACUUCCUCCGUGGGGAUAUCAAACACACCCACCCAUGAGCCGCCUGCAACUGUUGAAACACUUACCUCUACUAGCAACCCCAUGACGAGGACAAACUUUGUAAGUUCUACAAAAACCCCUAACAGUGCAGCCGGCUCCACACUUACUGUUUCACAAGAACCCGCAUCCCACCCAUCACUCGGCACCACCUCUGCGACCUCUUCAGAAUCCAGCACUCCACAACAAACCUGGAGCUAUACCUCCGCUCACAUGCCUUCUUCUCCAGUGUCUCCAUUCAGUAACACUAACAAGUCAACAGAAUUGGUGUCUAGUACUACCAGUCCUAUCAUGACUCACGGGAAUCUAGGAGACAUCUCAGAUACUGUCACUUAUGACACAAUGUCUGAAGACUUUACAACAGAGGGCCCGUCAAGGCAGUCAACACCAAUCUCUAUCAGCACCCCUGUUCGGCAAUCAUCAGCUGUUUCCCAGAUAAGUGACACACAUAGCUCACGUUCCACCCAAGAAUCUCAAAUCACGAGGUCAGUUUUUCCUAAGGCUGACUAUAUCAAGACAGUCACAACUCCACGUUCUUCCUUCAAACCAAUUGGGUCUUCACCCUCAGAAAUGGUUCCUCAGGAUUCACCGGUCACAAGUAAAGUAACAACCUUCACCACACCACACCCCACCGAUAUGAACACAACCCAGGUGACAACAGUACUGCUGGCAACACCAACUAGCCCUGGAACCACCCUGGGAACCUCAGCAGACACAGCACAUUCCAUAGCCAACACCACUCCUCAAGUCUCCUCUCUAGUCUCAACAUCAGUGGGCCUGAGUAGACAAUCAACAUCCCCUUCUACCAGAACCUCCCCUGAUACAAUGUCAGCCAUUUUCCAAAACCUGCAGACUCAGAGUAUAGAGACCACUGGACAACCUGACACCAGGAAACCAGCCUCGCCGGGGACGGACACCACCUUGAAGGACACAAUUACCUCUUCAUCCACCACAAGCAGCCAAACAGGUUUUGGAAGUGGGUCCCCAGAAAGAGCCACUUCAGGUAAGAUCAUAAGCUUCUCACCAGCUCCCUCCAGUGACGGCCUUUCAACUCAGUCAACCACUGACCUUGUCCAGUGUGCACAGUAUUGUCACUCCCCAGAAAUCAUGGGAAGAGUGUCUGAUCUUGUCACCAGCACCACCUUGCCCACCAUCUCUUAGGUCUCAACAACAUGGGGACCAAUUGCUCAGUCAACCCCAUUCUCUUCCAGCACCUCCCCUCAGAAAAUAUCAGCCAUUUCCCAGGUGUGUCAGAUUACUAGUACAGUAACAAUCAAAGCGUCUGAAACUCUCACUUCAAUCUCUCAGGUGACUGACGCCUCAACAGUCACAUCUCCCUCUCCUUCAUCAACACCAAAUGGACACACGUUUCUCCAAACCAUGGCCCACACUCUGUCACCUUCAAGCACCAGCAUAUUUUUCUCAACACCAGUCAGCAACAGCCACACAACUCAGACAGCAACACAAACCUUGUCAAUGGAGACAACUGAAGGCCAAAGAUGCUCACUUCUACCACCCUGAGUGAUGUGACCUCAAGUUCUCCUUCCACAAUUUUGUCCACAAGUGCAGAAGCUCUGACAACAUGCCCAUGCUCAGUCUUCCAUGAAAACAUCACUGCAGCGGUCAUUCCUCCAAUAGGUGAUCCUAGCAAUGACUUGAU
Molecule: messenger RNA, 2948 nt
Organism: Loxodonta africana (African savanna elephant)
Lineage: Eukaryota; Metazoa; Chordata; Mammalia; Proboscidea; Elephantidae
Product: mucin-4-like
Source: RefSeq, a predicted model, not a curated record